Bombyx mori (domestic silkworm) is the source of this 596-nucleotide messenger RNA. RefSeq lists its product as uncharacterized. Bases 1 to 561 code for a protein of 186 amino acids. The record is from RefSeq and is a predicted model, not a curated record. The transcript has 4 exons. NCBI's taxonomy places the organism in Eukaryota, Metazoa, Arthropoda, Insecta, Lepidoptera, Bombycidae.
AUGGAAAAGAAAACCUUUAUUAAUUUAUUCUUAUUGAUGAUUGGAUGCGUUUCAAAAGCGGAUUUCCAAGCCGACUAUUUCUUUCGUAGUCUAGGUACUAUAAAAUUACCAGAUUGUAGAAAUGCCAUAUAUGACUCCGAAUGUCGGUCAAAAUGCUCCGGUACUAUCGUUUGUAUAGUAAAAGCAGGCUGCCAUUGUAAACCUGAAGUAAUACCAUUCGUGUCCGAUUAUUAUAAUGACGUCGACAAAGUACAAGAUGAAUUCGACUAUAGACUACCUGCAGUUCUACAGAUAAAAGUACCAAACGAUGAAGUACAAACUGAGCGCCCGAAUCUACGCCAUCACAUAGCACAUUUUUGUCCGAACCUCGACGUAGCAAGAGAUUGCAUCAAGCAUUGUAUGAAUACAGGGAAGCCGGCUUUCUGCGGUAAAGACCACCAAUGCUAUUGUGGUCAUAAGGGUCGUGACAAAGAUAAAAGCAUCAACGCUACUGAAGUUUAUUCGCAAUUUCAGGACUUGUAUGCUAAAUACUUCGGGGCUGAUAAUUCUGCAAAUGAUUAACAAUAAAUAAAAGUUUAUUCUACAAUCGGUCAAAA